Messenger RNA from Gadus chalcogrammus (walleye pollock), 1820 nucleotides. RefSeq names its product N-acetyltransferase family 8 member 7-like. The coding region runs from base 1152 to 1817 and encodes 221 amino acids. The transcript has a single exon. The record is from RefSeq and is a predicted model, not a curated record. Lineage: Eukaryota; Metazoa; Chordata; Actinopteri; Gadiformes; Gadidae. Gene Ontology annotation, molecular function: N-acetyltransferase activity.
AAGGAACUAUAAGUAAUAUCUUGACAGCAUCUUAGAAACCAGUGUGGGAAAAGGCAGAGUGAACUAAGGGCCCUGUUCAGAGGGAACAGUCAUUUUCUCCCAAACAAGGAAAACGGAAAUAAUGAUUAUCGGCCAUCCUCAAUCCCAACAGCACUAUUCAACAACAUCUUGUUUAAAAUCCUUGGCUUAUUGAUGUUUUAAAGCACUGCUUGAAAUUGAAUAAAGAAAAGUUAAUGUAGGCUGUAGUAAAUAAUCAGCCCAUUACUUUUAAUUUAGGGCUAUCUCAAAUGGCAGGACUCACGGGUCUACUCCUUUGUGCUAGUCUUUGUGCUAGUGUCGGUAAAUCUCUCAUUAGCCAAAUGUUAGGCCCUCUGCGUAUGUGAAUAUAUAUAGGGGAACGUUUCUCCUUCACUGAAUCGAAUUGGCUACUGCUUACGUUUUCUGCACUUUGAACCGAAGCAUCUAGGGUUAGUUAUUAACAAACUACUUGUGCAUGCGAUCAUUACAGGAUUCUCUACGACGUUGCUUUGUUGUGUGAAAUUAAAGAACCCUUCCUCUUUGAAAGUCAUUGAGUCGAGGCCAACUUCUUGCAUCAGGUUGGAUGAAUCAGAUCAGUGCACAUAAUCAGACUUAAGGGUAAGUGACACCUUUUUUACUUUGCAGUGAAAUCAAGCCAUUCGUUUGAAUGAUCAUUUGCCUGCACACAUUUUGUUAAUGUUAGAGAAACUAAAUAAGACCUUUGCACCAUGGCGGUGCAUGCCUUUCAGAGCCAAUUGUGACGUAUUAGAGCUACUACACAUAGAAUAUUUAUGCAACUGCUGACAUGUUGAUGUAUUCUUUUGAAGAAAAUUGGUGGUAUUCACCCAAACAAAUAACGCAAGUCUAUAGGCUACUACCCACUAAUAAUUAAAGUAUCCCAUUCCAUAUUUUGUUGCAUAAGAAUAAUGUGUACUAGCCAACUUUUUUAUUAUAAUGUCGUUGAUCGUUGUUAUUAAUCUAUUGCCUUUGAAUAAUUUAAGACAUCAAAUAAAAGUUUACCACUGGAUUUAGGACAGAUAACCACCUAAUAGGACAUUGUAAUAUUGAAAUGGUUCCAUACUGUAAUUUCUCAACCAUCUGACUUCUUUGUCCUUUCCUUCCCUCUCGUAGACAUGGAGUGGACCAUUCGUAGGUACCAGGACCCUGACAAGGAGACAGUCCUAUCCCUGUUUUCCCAAGGAAUAGAGGAACACAUCUGGCCAUGUUUUACAAAUGCUAUGAGCAGUCCGCUCUACCUGUGCUUCUCCCUGGGUCUGGGCGUCACUGGCUACCUCCUGGCCUCUGGUUUAGGAGCCCUUGUGCUAGUUUCUGGCUGGGCGGGCCUAGUCUACUACUGCUGCCAUACGUUUUUUGCUGACUUUGUCAGAGACAGCCUCAAGACGGACAUGCAGGACAUAGCGGCGAGCUUCAUGGCCCAGCCAGACGACUGCUUCUGGGUGGCAGAGACCGUUGCCACCGGGAAGGUUGUGGGUAUGGGGGCUGUGGUGGCCAAGAAGAACGGUGCAGAGAGGUACGGUGAAUUGUUCAGAAUGAUCGUCUCGUCUGCGACACGCCGGACGGGCCUUGGAUCCAGAAUGGUCCAGACAGUCCUGGACUUCUGCAAGCAGCGUGGGAUGUCCAAGGUUACCCUGGGGACCACGUCCACACAAACGGCUGCCAUUGCCCUGUACCGGAAAAAGGGGUUCGAACAAGUCCGCUCAGAUUCUAAGGCACGCAUCGCUAAUUGGAUGAUGAAGAUAACAAGAGUUACUAUUGUAGUCAUGGAAAAAUCUAUAUAGAAC